This is a messenger RNA of Diatraea saccharalis (sugarcane borer), 1375 nucleotides long. Lineage: Eukaryota; Metazoa; Arthropoda; Insecta; Lepidoptera; Crambidae. The record is from the annotation of a GenBank genome assembly.
AUGAGGGAAAUAGUGCACCUUCAAGCUGGCCAGUGCGGAAACCAGAUUGGAGCUAAAUUCUGGGAGAUCAUAUCUGAGGAACACGGCAUCGACCCCACCGGUGUAUACCGCGGUACCAGCGAUUUGCAACUAGAACGCAUCUCUGUAUACUACAAUGAGGCCUCUGUUGCGACGAAGGAGAGCGGGGGCAAGUACGUCCCCCGCGCCAUCCUCCUCGACCUCGAGCCCGGCACAAUGGACGCCGUCCGGUCCGGCGGGUACGGCCAGUUGUUCCGCCCGGACAACUUCGUCUUCGGCCAGUCCGGCGCCGGCAACAACUGGGCUAAAGGACACUACACAGAGGGCGCAGAAUUAGUAGACGCCGUUCUUGACGUCGUUCGUAAAGAGUGCGAGAAUUGUGACUGUCUCCAGGGCUUCCAGUUGACGCACUCUCUCGGUGGCGGCACCGGCUCCGGCAUGGGCACCCUCCUCAUAUCCAAAAUCAGAGAAGAAUACCCCGACAGAAUAAUGAACACAUACUCAGUCGUACCGUCCCCAAAAGUAUCAGACACAGUAGUCGAACCUUACAACGCCGUCCUCUCUAUCCAUCAACUCGUAGAAAACACAGAUGAAACCUACUGCAUAGACAACGAAGCUCUCUACGACAUAUGCUACAGAACCCUCAAAGUCCCCAACCCGACAUAUGGAGACCUCAACCAUCUGGUGUCGCUCACCAUGUCCGGCGUUACCACUUGCCUCAGGUUCCCCGGUCAGCUAAAUGCGGAUCUCCGCAAGCUCGCAGUGAACAUGGUACCAUUUCCCGCGUCUUCAUUUCUUUAUGCCUGGAUUUGCGCCCCUCACAUCUCGCGGCAGCCAACAGUACAGAGCGCUCACCGUCCCAGAGCUGACACAACAGAUGUUCGACGCCAAGAACAUGAUGGCGGCCUGCGACCCGCGCCACGGCCGCUACCUCACCGUCGCCGCCAUCUUCCGAGGCCGCAUGUCCAUGAAGGAAGUCGACGAACAGAUGCUGUCCAUUCAAAACAAGAACAGCAGUUUCUUCGUAGAAUGGAUUCCUAAUAAUGUGAAAACAGCAGUUUGCGACAUACCUCCCAAAGGACUGAAGAUGUCUUCGACUUUCAUCGGUAACACGACGGCUAUUCAAGAGUUGUUCAAGAGAAUUUCAGAACAGUUCACCGCUAUGUUCAGGCGUAAGGCUUUCUUGCAUUGGUAUACCGGCGAAGGUAUGGACGAGAUGGAAUUCAACGAGGCAGAGAGCAAUGUGAACGAUCUGGUGUCAGAAUACCAGCAGUAUCAAGAGGCGACCGCGGAGGACGACACAGAGUUCGACCAGGAGGAUAUGGAGGAAUUGGCACAAGACGAACAGCACGAUUAA